UGCCCUCCGCUGUGUGGAAGAGGGGAAGCAGAGCAUACAGGAGGGUGCAGAGAUGGGGUCUCUCAAAGGGAUGUUCGCAAUCCUUUCCAUUUUGUGCCCCCAUUUUGCAGAAUCAGAAGAUGAUUAUUUAUGGAAGUUGCCUGAAUUUGGAGAUGUUUAUCAUGUCUCAGGAACUCUCAGGAUACCCUUUGCCGAGAUCGAAGAGCCGUUUGAAGCUUGGUACAACUUGACUGUAAGGAAGAGCCGCAUCCAGUAUUAUGAUGGACAGGUUGUCACCUACCAGAUGGAGACAGCGGGUCCAUGGGGUGCCAACUACAAAGUCACCCCAGAGACCACCGAAACGGAGACGAACGUGAGAAAGUGCUUCCGAAUAAAUGGCACUGCAGAACGACCUGCCGUAACACAGAGUGUCUUCCCUAAUUUGGACGGAUUUAAGCUGGUAAGGACGGAGUUCUACAAAGGACUUGCCUGCGCAGUGUGGCAGAAUGUGUCCUACUGGGGCAACAAGAAAAACGUUUACACUCUGUGGGUAACUGCUUCCGAAGACCACCCAGUCCCGGUCCACUACGAGAUGACGGGUGUCAACAACCUUAUGGGUUCUCAUUAUGACAAGUACAGCGUUGAUUAUCAUGGCUUCUCCCACAGCUUCUCACCCAGCAUGCUGAACCUGCCAAAGGAGAUGGAUUGUGAGUGGCCUAUGGGACAAGAAGAUGAGCAUGCUAUCCUGGCCAAUCCCAUGCAAGAUUUUGUCUCAAGAACACAGGACAGAGGCCAUAGAGUCUUCCACUAUUACAGGAAGAUGUACCGAAAAGAAUAUAGUUCCGAGAAGGAAAUGGAACAAAGAGCACACACCUUUAUUCACAACAUGAGGUUUGUCCACUCCAAGAAUCGAGCCAACCUGCCCUUCAAGAUGGCCCUGAACCACCUGGCGGAUCGCACCCCGGAGGAGAUGGCUACCAUGAGAGGACUUCUGCCAGACAAGACCCCCAACAAUGGAGAGCCUUUCCCCUUAGAACUAUAUUCUGACAUCAUCCUGCCCAAAAACCUUGACUGGAGACUGUACGGUGCCGUAACACCCGUGAAAGACCAGGCCUUAUGCGGUUCCUGCUGGAGUUUUGCUACCACCGGGGCUGUGGAAGGAGCCCUCUUCUUUAAAAGUGGACAGCUGACCCCCUUGUCCGAGCAAGCCUUGAUCGACUGCUCCUGGGGCUUUGGGAAUUUUGGCUGCGAUGGAGGCAUUGCAUGGCGGGCCUUUAAAUGGGCGAAGAAACAUGGCGGCAUACCAAGUGCUGAAUCCUAUGGGCCAUAUAGCGGUCAGAAUGGAUACUGCCACUACAAUCAAUCCAAGUUCCUAGGUAACAUCUCAAGAUACAUCAACAUCCCUUAUGGUAAUAUCACUGCCUUGAAACAGGCUAUCUUCAAGAACGGACCUGUGGCUGUGAGCAUUAAUGCCUCCCCCAAGUCAUUCACAUUCUAUGCCAAUGGUGUCUAUUAUGACCCUGAAUGUGGAAAUGACACAGUCUUGAACCAUGGAGUACUGGCUGUAGGCUAUGGUGUCCUACAUGGAGAGACCUACUGGAUCAUCAAAAACUCCUGGUCCACCUAUUGGGGAAAUAAUGGCUACAUUCUCCUUUCCAUGAAAGACAAUAACUGUGGGGUGGCCAAUGCUGCUCUUUACCCUGUUAUAGAGUAA
Molecule: messenger RNA, 1693 nt
Organism: Pogona vitticeps (central bearded dragon)
Lineage: Eukaryota; Metazoa; Chordata; Lepidosauria; Squamata; Agamidae
Product: cathepsin L-like peptidase
Biological process (GO): proteolysis
Molecular function (GO): cysteine-type peptidase activity
Source: RefSeq, a predicted model, not a curated record